GAUAUUUUGAAAAAGCCGUCCUGAGGCAUCUCUGCGCAAUAGGCACUUUGCUCUCUGGAAAACCAGCUUAGGACAGAGUGGGGAAAAUGAACCUGAACAUACAGGCUGGUGGCCCCCAUGCCACUUGUGGCAGUGCAGGGGUAAGGUCAGGCCUUGGCAUUGCAAAAAAUGUGUGUGACCUGAGGGUGUGAUCCUAACUGUGCUCAGGGGCAGGCAAGUCAGAAUCUUACUCUUUAUGGACCUGCCAAGCGGAAAAUGUUUAUUUGCUGCUCUGGAUCCACGAUCUAGGAGAAAAGAAUAAAAGUGAUUUAACCUCCAAUGUGAGGAAAAUCACCUGACUGAGCAGGACACAGAGGACAAAUGGGACAGAGGGCCUUACCUUGCCCGGCCAGAAGGGAUGGGGAAACAGAGGCUGCUCGGCAGAAUGGCCACGGAGGAGCGGCACCUCUCCUCCAGCUGUGGGUCCUUCAUCAAGACCGAGCCCUCCAGCCCAUCUUCUGGCAUCGACGCCAUCAGCCACCACAGCCCAAGUGGCUCCUCCGACGCUAGCGGUGGCUACGGCAUCGCCAUGGGCGGCCACCCCAAUGGCCUAGACUCACCACCCAUGUUCAAUGGCACGGGGAUUGGUGGUGGCUCCUGCCGUAAGCGUUAUGAUGACUGCGCCAGCGCCAUCAUGGAGGACUCGCCCACCAAGUGCGAGUACAUGCUCAAUGCAAUCCCCAAGCGGCUGUGCCUGGUGUGCGGGGACAUUGCUUCUGGGUACCACUACGGCGUGGCUUCCUGUGAGGCGUGCAAAGCCUUCUUCAAGAGGACUAUUCAAGGGAAUAUUGAAUACAGCUGCCCGGCCACCAAUGAAUGUGAGAUCACGAAACGGAGGCGCAAGUCCUGUCAGGCCUGUCGCUUCAUGAAAUGCCUCAAAGUGGGGAUGCUAAAAGAAGGUGUUCGUCUGGAUCGAGUCCGUGGAGGCCGUCAGAAAUACAAGAGGAGACUUGAUUCUGAGAGUAGCACUUAUCUGAGCUUACAGAUCCCUCCCCCAGCUAAAAAGCCACUGACUAAGAUCGUCUCCCACUUGCUGGUGGCUGAGCCAGAGAAGAUUUAUGCCAUGCCUGAUCCAACCAUGCCGGAGAGUGACAUCAAAGCCCUGACAACCCUCUGUGACCUGGCAGACAGGGAACUGGUCGUGAUCAUUGGCUGGGCAAAGCACAUCCCAGGGUUCUCCAACCUCUCCCUUGGGGACCAGAUGAGCCUCCUGCAGAGUGCUUGGAUGGAAAUCCUCAUCCUGGGCAUUGUGUACCGCUCCCUGCCGUACGAGGACAAGCUCGUCUAUGCUGAGGACUACAUCAUGGAUGAAGAGCACUCUCGUCUGACGGGGCUGCUGGAGCUCUACCUGGCCAUCCUACAACUGGUGCGCCGCUACAAGAAGCUUAAGGUGGAAAAGGAGGAGUUUGUGACACUCAAAGCUCUGGCCCUCGCCAAUUCAGACUCCAUGCACAUAGAAGACAUGGAUGCAGUGCAGAAACUCCAGGACCUUCUCCACGAAGCCCUGCAGGACUACGAGCUGAGUCAGCGCAACGAGGAGCCCCGGCGAGCAGGCAAGCUGCUCCUGACCUUGCCCCUCCUGCGGCAGACAGCCGCCAAAGCUGUGCAGCACUUCUACAGCAUCAAACUGCAGGGCAAGGUUCCCAUGCAUAAACUCUUCCUAGAAAUGCUAGAGGCAAAGGUCUGACAGCCCCAGCGCCAGCCGACAGUGGCCGGGGAACAAACUAGAAACAAAGAUGCAGACAACGGAGCAAUCCAAACAGCAGCAGCAGCCACCGCCGGCUUUUAUCUCCAAUCAUUUAUUAUGGAAGAAUUAUUUAAUGUCUAUCUGCCGGCGUGACUGCAGAAUUUCGUGUACAGGAGGGGGGAAACUUUUAAUCAGUCACCUGUUUCAGUUUUUUUCGUUUGUUUUCUCUGUGGGAAAUACCUGAAUAUGCUCUUGCACUUGUUGAGGCGGUCAUCGGGGCUCAGCCUCUCUGAGCAGUGAUGCUCUCAGCACUGUCCAGGCCGCCUGCUCCCCAGCUCCCUCCGCCAGUGCUGGAGGGGGAGGGGGACAGAAGCAGGAAAAGAGGAAGAAUAGAGUCAAUAUAAACUUUUAUCUGCUGGUGUUGUGAGGGGUCAGAUAGAAAGGGAAGCAGCCAGGGUCCUUCUUUUUGUCACCUUUCUGGCUCUAACCAUAGAGCAGAUGCUCCUUUGGAGAAGAGCGCUGCCGGACCUCUCCUGAUCAAAAUGGCUGCCUCCGAGGCUCCUCUAGUGACAGCUAACACUUGUACAUACAGGCCCCACUUCUUACAGGAAAGAUGCUCCUAACUGUGUAAGAUAUUCUGCGCCCUUGUACAGUGUGUCAUUACGCCUGGCUAGUCCCUUCCAUGUACAAUCCCUGCAGGCCCCUGGAGAGGUAGGAUGUAUGUCCCGGGAGAAUGCAAGUCUCCUUUCCCAGACGGCAAGAAAAAGAGAAAAGAGCCCUAUGUUGUGCUUCAGUGCUGGGUUGACUUGAUAAUCUCUGCAUCCUCUCCUAUGUGGUGCUAACUACAUACAAUUCUUCCACACUUUUCACCCCAUAGCGUAUCAAACCUGCCUCUUCAGCUCAGCUGAGUGCCAUUCCCCACUUACUCCUUGUGGCAGAGAACACAGGGCUUUGUCUGCAGGGUUACUGCCCAAGUAUAAAUACAACCUGAACCAGGGCUUUCAUAGACUUCAAUAAAGUGAUAGCUCUUCGCCCCUACAGCGACUUAGGCUUAUUGCCAAAUGUUAGUUAGGAAUCAAGGGCACUGCUUUUUGGAGGAGGCAGCUCUUGAGCCUGAGAGAUUGCUUUUUUGUGGCAGCCUAGGGAAAUAAAUUAGAGAGUGGCAUGAAACCCCUGAUGUCCCAGCUACUGUCUUCCCCUGCCUCAUCCCAUUAUCCUCAACAGCAGCAGAAGAGCUAGCACAGAUUAUACUAGGGCCUGGUAAGAUGGGAAAGCAAAUACCUGACCCUGAGGUGGUGGGCGAAGAAGUGGGGGAAUGUUCAUUUACUAGUCUCACGUAACCAGGUUCCUGCUGUCUCUAAACCCUGGUUUAGAUCUGCUGCCUAAGCUGCAACUGCUGCAUUCCCAGUAGCCAGAGGGGAAUGUGGGUGACUGACAAAACUGGCUGGUGGCAUUCUCUGAGAUUUUUAUUUUCUAGGUCACUUAGUUUUGAGCCAGCCUGAGCUGAUGAAACCUGAAUGUAUUUUCUGUUUUGUGGUCAGUGGCAUGGCAGUAGAUGUGAGAAAAAGCCUCCGAUCUAUGCUGAGAGACCAGUAGCUCUACUGCCUGGUCCCCUCAAGCUUCCGUCCCUUCCUGCCUAACCCAGGAGAAAGGUGGUGUGGCAGAGGAGUAACGUGCCCCUGGCAGGAAGCCUUCCACAGGGCCGAGGCGUGUGAUCAGGGAGACGCUGGGUGCUUGUUUUCUGCUGGAGCAGAGUAUGUCGCAGCAGGGCUGUCAGGGCUGCAGAACCGUGCCCAGGCUAGCUCGGAGCCUGGGGCUGCUAACUGGUGCCGACCUCUCGGCUCUUGUAGCCAGCCCGCUCCUGGUACUUGAGUUAGUUCAGUUCCGUCUCCUCUGAGUUUUCCCUCCGGUACACAGGCAUCGCUACUCUCACUUACGUUGUACUCACUAGAUAAGGGAAUUUAGUCUUGCUUCAGGCACAUUAGUAAACCAACAGAGACCUGAGGGGCAGAAGGCACGUGGGAGCUGGGACUGCUUCCAUGUUCACAGCGGUAGCAAUUACACAGUGGCCUUGUGCUUUGAACAGAUAUUUAUGCUUCUCUCCCCAGCUCCCUCCCAGAGGCAGCUGGGGAGAAAAUGAGAGGCUUUUGGUUGUGCUCAUGAUCCCUGUACCCAUCUGUGACUGCAAGGGACCAAAGUGAAAUGCACACCACCACUACAGAGCUAGCUUGCCAUGUGCUGCGCUCUGGCAACUCUUUCUGGCUGUGGCAUAAAUGCUCUCACAAACGUGCUGAGCUGCACUAUCACCUCUAAGUUUGACUCACUUGACCACUGUUGCUUCCCUGCCAAGUCCCACCCAGCUCAGCCACAGCACAUCGUGUCCGACCUGCUGUGCGAAGGCAGCUGUCUCAAAGUGGGCUGAAAAGAUCCCAAGAAGCAAUUCUUACUUUGUUGGGCCCUGGCUGGAAAGGUCACGUGCGGGGGGAGGGCGGGAGGGGGAAGAGAAAAAGAAAGGAUCUGUCAGCUUUGUUGUAUUUGAACUCAGACCUGCUUUCCAGAACAGGGAGGGAGAACUAGCUACAAAACGUGAUUAUGGAGAGCUGCCGAGUUAGCUUCUAGCCCACAGACACUGCUGGCUAUUUAGAGGGCUAUGGUAGGGAGGCAAUUCCUGCCUUGGCAGAACAACAUAAAGAUACCAAAUGCAUUUUUUUCCGGGACCUUCUUUCUGCAUUAUAGCUGUAUAACCUUGGAGCCCAUCUGGAUAUCCCCCCAUUGCUUGAAGAUAAUAUGCCUGGAAAUGUUUGCAUUGCUUCUGAAAUAGGAUGGGAACUGAACCAGGCAGUAAUUAGCAUAUAUUAAUCUCUUUAAGCAAGGAAUACAAACUCUUCCCCAGGAACUGGGACAGAAACACCUGUCUAGAUUUAACCCCUAAAAGGCUUGUACCGUCUGAAAUUGGGAACCAGGUCGGGUCUCUUGGGCCCUUCAGACCAGUGCAGGAAACACAUACAUCCCUUCCCAGUUACUCUAAUCUGCUGUGCGUCACUAGUGCUAUCAUGCUGCCACAAGCAAGGAGCACGUCCAGCUACGCAGCGAGCUGGGCUUGCAGAGAAAGGUAACGUCUUAGUGUAGUCCUCUCAGUGCGCUUUUAAGUAGGAAGGGGGGCUUCAGCAGCUGCCUAGGUCUUUGAAUGUUCACAGUCUCUUACAAAAAAAUCUGGGGAUGGGGAAGCUGAGACGUGAACUAGGAGAGGGGUGCUGGGUCAGUGCUCUGCAUGUCAUUCAUUUGUAAUACAGGAGUCACAGCGUCAGUGCCAUACAGCUGUCCUUCUGCAUGGGGCAAAAGGUGAUGGAGCUUGAGCCUUGGGACACAACUGGGCUCUAUGACUUAAAGAAAAGCAGUAGAGGUAAGUGUAUCAGUGACAGUGAAUAAGCACGAAGCCCAUGUCCAGCAACUAUGGUAAAAGUAGCUCCAGCCCCUGAUUUGCAUGUGUGGGUAACAGAAACCACAUACCUGUCAGCUACUACAAAAGGCACUUCUUCCCAAAUGACCAGCUCUUCUGUUUUGGGCACAUUCUUCUCUGGGCACAGCAGUAUCAGGCCUGUAACGCAAAACAAAUUUCAUGGGGAUCAAUUAAAAGACAAGGUAAAAUACCACACAGAAUUAGGUUUCUGGGGAAACUUGGGCAUUACACCUCGCAGCAAAACUGUGAAGCUACAAGAAACACCCCCACAACAAUCAGAACCUUGCAGUAUUGCUCAUGCUAAGGGGGCAUUAUUCUUCUCUCUGUAAGCUAUGUCAUCCUUUUUUUUUUUUUUUAAAGUAUUACAAAUAUAUAAAAUACAACAUGCUGCACCAGAAACAUGUAAGCAGCUAUUAGAGGGGAAAGUCAUUAAGACCCUAGAAUGUAACUUGUUGAGCUUUUAUUACCAAUUGGAGCUGAGAAAAAGAGCUUCCACUUUGUAUCCACAAGCUAUAAUCAAUCAUAUGGCCAAAGGCCACUCUGUUGUUCUUGUGGCUGGGUUAUGUGGAGAAGCCAGAGAGACAGAGGCUGUGAGAAUGAUGCAGGGAGUUAUAGGCAGUCAGUGAAAUAAACAGUAUCUACUUAACUAUUAUCUGCUCCUUAAAAAAAAAAAAAAA
Messenger RNA from Falco peregrinus (peregrine falcon), 5863 nucleotides. RefSeq names its product estrogen related receptor beta (gene ESRRB). Bases 398 to 1726 code for a protein of 442 amino acids. Lineage: Eukaryota; Metazoa; Chordata; Aves; Falconiformes; Falconidae. Gene Ontology annotation, cellular component: nucleus. The record is from RefSeq and is a predicted model, not a curated record. The transcript is spliced from 7 exons. Gene Ontology annotation, molecular function: DNA-binding transcription factor activity; steroid binding; sequence-specific DNA binding. Gene Ontology annotation, biological process: regulation of DNA-templated transcription.